Molecule: messenger RNA, 657 nt
Organism: Knipowitschia caucasica
Lineage: Eukaryota; Metazoa; Chordata; Actinopteri; Gobiiformes; Gobiidae
Source: the annotation of a GenBank genome assembly
AUGGUCAGGGCCUUCCUGGACGAUGCAGGGGUCAUCAGUGCCCCUGACUGUGAUCGAGUGCGGGUGGAGAGGAGGAACGGGCGCCUGGUGGAAGCCCAGGUGGAGCGGGCACAGGAGGAGGGCAAGGGGGCAGAGAGGAGAAGGAUGUCUCAAAGAACACUGGACCCCGCCAGCCUCAGCCACCGGAUUGUGGACGGGACGGAGGACAACACAGGAACACGGGCCUUCUCCUUCUCCUCAGCCCCCAGCUCUACAGCACCCUCCUCAGGCCCUCAGGUGAGCACGGCUGAGCUAGCAGCUAAAGCGGAGGAGACCAGAGGACAGCUCCGGAGCCUGGGACAGCAGGUGAGCUCUCUGGGUAAGGAGGUGUCCGACCUGGGCCAGCUGAUGAGCCGCAUGGCCCAGCUAAUGGACUCCUUCAUGAGCAGCAGCCACACCCCCUCGCUCUGCCCCGCCCACUGCUGCUCUCUGGACCGCCACAGCCGUCCUGCCUGCCAUUCGCCUGCUUCCUCUGUCUUGCAUCACCACCACACCCUGCCGCACCCAACCUCACUGCUACAGAUCCGCCCUCUUACUGAUCCUGCCCCCCUCCCCCACAGCCUCAUGCCUUUCUCUGAGGCUUCACUCUGGGGCUCGAACCGAAGCGCAACCUUGUAG